AUGCACCCAACCGGGAAAACCUGUUGGGAGGAGGAGGAGGAGGAGGCCAAAAUGGAGACGAGCAACGAGGCGACGAAGAACACGACGACUGACUCUGGACGGGACUCGGAAGGUGCUAGAAAAAGCGCCGAAUGCCGAACUUGUGCCGCGGUCGUGAAGAAAAAGCUCCACCACGGAGACGAGGCGUGUGCCCUUUAUGCUGAAUUUUGGUUGAAGAAGAGCAGUUUGGAUGUACCGGUGGAACCAGGGCCCUGUGAGACAGGCCCUACCCAACCACUUGGCCUAUGGGUUGAGGAACACGCACAUCUACAUGCACACAAACACACACAGACAGACACACGCAUUCAAACAAUUGGUGGUGGAGCAGCGGCCAAUUUGACCGGAGUCAAAAGGUGCCUGAAGAGCUGCCCCUUAGCGACGUGA
Messenger RNA from Protopolystoma xenopodis, 423 nucleotides. The record is from the annotation of a GenBank genome assembly. NCBI's taxonomy places the organism in Eukaryota, Metazoa, Platyhelminthes, Monogenea, Polystomatidea, Polystomatidae.